Molecule: messenger RNA, 772 nt
Organism: Alosa alosa (allis shad)
Lineage: Eukaryota; Metazoa; Chordata; Actinopteri; Clupeiformes; Clupeidae
Gene: hdip1
Product: chromosome 14 C16orf87 homolog
Exons: 4
Coding region: 222-683 (153 amino acids)
Source: RefSeq, a predicted model, not a curated record
AAUGUGGAAAAACCAUAUUGAGAUCUCUUACUGCACUAGUGCGCAUGGCCAAUGCUUUAGUGUGAUUGAUGUUGGUUUGGCUUAUGUGCCUGAGCUCCCGGGACACAAUCAGCUGCACUUCAUAUAAUACAGAAAGUGCAGUGGCAAGGAGAAGUUUUAGAGCAGGCUGCGGGAGAGAGAGAUAGUCGAGCCUACAGCACUGCUACGACUGUUAUCAAAAAAUGUCAGCGAAUAAAACCAAGAAAGUGAAAAUGGCCACCAAAUCAUGUCCUGAUUGCGACCAACAGAUCCCUGUAGCUUGCAAGUCCUGUCCCUGCGGUUAUGUGUUCAUUAGCCGAAAGCUCUUAAAUGCCAAACUAAAUGAAAGAUCACCACCAGCAUUAGAUAAACUGGAUGCAAAGAGAAGACGGACGGAACGAAUCCGCCGAGAAAAGAUCAACUCUACCUCCACUAAUGAUAUGGAAAACAGAAGGCGGUCUCGCUCCAACAGCCAAUCAGAGCAGAUUCGCAGAGGAAGGGGUAGACCUAAGACCACAGGUCUGAAGAAACAGGAGGAGGAGAAAGAAAAACAAGAGAAGGAGGUCGAUAUCUACGCCAAUCUGUCAGACGAGAAGGCCUUUGUGUUCUCGGUGGCCUUGGCUGAAAUCAACCGUAAGAUCCUUGGCCAGAGACUGAUCCUGUAGCUGUUACACUGGUGCUGACUGACAGGUGAAACUCAGGAGUCCUGCUGCCGAGGCCCAGGCAUGGCCUCUGUGUAUGACAGAAGAGGGGU